GCUCCAGACGCAGGACCCCGCGAGUCUGACAUACAAAGGCCACGGCCAAGGCCCGGCCCGCGCGAGCGGAGGAGCCGCCGCCGUCCUCGGCCGCGAUCAGCGGGUCUCGGCCGCUCGGAGACCCCGGUACCCGGCGGGGACCUCGGGGACCUCCGGCCGCGAUGAGCCCCCGGCCGUGACCGCCCGAGUCCAGAACAGGCGGCGCCGGCCCAUGGCCCGGAGGUAUGAUGAGCUGCGCCACUACCCCGGCAUUUCAGAGCACACCCUGGCCAGCUUCUCAGAGGCAGCACCUUCAGUACCCCGAGCCCCUGGGCCCUAUGGCCCACACCGACCUCCCCAGCCCCAAGCCCCAGGCUUGGACAGCGACAGCUUGAAGAGAGAGAAGGAUGACAUCUAUGGACACCCCCUCUUCCCUCUCUUGGCCCUGGUCUUUGAGAAGUGCGAACUGGCCACAUGCUCGCCCCGCGAUGGGGCCUCGGCUGGACUGGGCUCAUCCCCAGGUGGCGACGUCUGCUCCUCCGAUUCCUUCAAUGAGGACAUUGCUGCCUUUGCUAAGCAGAUCCGCUCCGAGAGGCCGCUGUUCUCUUCCAACCCGGAGCUGGACAACCUGAUGGUCCAGGCCAUCCAAGUACUCCGGUUCCACCUGCUGGAGCUGGAGAAGGUCCACGACCUGUGCGACAACUUCUGUCAUCGCUACAUCACCUGCCUCAAGGGGAAGAUGCCCAUAGACCUGGUGAUCGAGGAUCGGGAUGGUGGCUGCAGGGAGGACCUUGAGGACUACGCGGCCUCCUGCCCCAGUCUGCCAGACCAGAAUAAUACAUGGAUCAGAGACCAUGAAGACAGUGGGUCUGUACAUUUGGGGACCCCAGGUCCAUCCAGUGGAGGCCUGGCCUCCCAGAGUGGGGACAACUCAAGUGACCAAGGAGAUGGGCUGGACACAAGCGUGGCCUCUCCAAGUUCUGCAGGCGAGGAUGAGGAGCUGGACCUGGAACGUCGACGAAAUAAGAAGAGGGGAAUCUUCCCCAAAGUGGCCACCAACAUCAUGAGGGCCUGGCUGUUCCAGCAUCUCUCGCACCCGUACCCCUCAGAAGAGCAAAAGAAGCAGCUGGCCCAGGACACGGGGCUCACCAUUCUGCAGGUGAACAACUGGUUUAUUAAUGCCCGGAGACGGAUUGUGCAACCCAUGAUUGACCAGUCCAACCGCACAGGGCAGGGUGCAUCCUUCAACCCUGAGGGCCAGCCCAUGACAGGCUACACAGAGACCCAGCCACAAGUGACAGUUAGGACACCAGGAUCAAUGGGGAUGAACCUGAACUUAGAAGGAGAGUGGCAUUACCUAUAGAGGUUGGGGUCAAAAGGAGGGCCUCAGCCUCUGGACUGUGACCACCAGCCUUGUAUUAAUCGGUUCCUGCUGGUCCUUGGCUUCAGGACUUUGCCUCCAAAGCUCCCAUUCCCAUUCAAUGCCUACCUCCCUGGGGCCCCCAGAGGCUUGGGGACCCAAGAGCCCACUUGAGGGCCUCUCAAGGUCAAAGACAAAACCUCCAGGUCCUACACCCUUCUGUCCUUCUCUUUGCCCAGGACCUGAGCUGAGAACUGGGCCAGGGUCUGCAGAAGAUGGUGCCUGGGGCCCCAAUCUAGGACAGAGAAGGAUUUGGGGUUUGGCAAGGGUGGUCACGGAAAGAGGGUCACCUGCAUCCAAAGUUUAGGAGAGUUUCUUCCAUCCUCCUGCCCUCUGC
Arvicola amphibius (Eurasian water vole) is the source of this 1736-nucleotide messenger RNA. RefSeq names its product Meis homeobox 3 (gene Meis3). Gene Ontology annotation, molecular function: RNA polymerase II cis-regulatory region sequence-specific DNA binding; DNA-binding transcription activator activity, RNA polymerase II-specific. The transcript is spliced from 14 exons. Bases 212 to 1342 code for a protein of 376 amino acids. The record is from RefSeq and is a predicted model, not a curated record. NCBI's taxonomy places the organism in Eukaryota, Metazoa, Chordata, Mammalia, Rodentia, Cricetidae. Gene Ontology annotation, biological process: positive regulation of transcription by RNA polymerase II; positive regulation of cell population proliferation; brain development.